AAUACGGGUUAUCGCGAAAGCGAAACUUCAUUCAAGAUGGCGGCGCUAAGCGAGUGAUCGCGUUCUAUGUCGCCAGAGAAACGUGUUCACUGAUGUAACAGCGUAUGCGCAGCUACCAGGAUGUGCUCCUUCAAUAAAUGUUUUGAGGGUGUGUCCGCCUUCUUCCAGAGAAUAUUUGAAAAAAUCGGUAUUUUCAUUGGCACCUACCCAGUUGUACUGGUAGUUGCCUCACUUUCAGUAACCCUUGGUCUCAGCUGUGGUAUGAUAACAUUGUCCAACGAGACUGACACAGAGACCCUUUACACGCCCAUUAACAGCAGAGCAUCACAAGACCGAGUUCAGUACCAGGCCACGUUCCCAGACGCCACAGGAAGCAACUACCGCGGAUAUGCACUUGCGGCUCUUGACAUGUAUGGCCGAUUGUUGAUAAGCAGCAUGACAUAUGGGAACAUCCUGUCCAAUGCAUCCAUGCAAGAAAUACGUCACCAUAUUAGCACAAUAAAAGAUAUCAGUACUACAUAUGAGGGGUUGGUGAUCAAGUAUGUUGAUGUCUGUGCUCGACAAAAUGGAAGUUGUUACGCUUCAGGAGAGUUUCUCACAACAGAUGCUGUACAUAAUGCUUAUCUGUCUGGUGGAAUCACCUACCCAAACUGGAAUAACAUAGACAUAUCAGCAUUUCUUGGACAGGCUGCUUCGACAGGUGGAAAACUGGUGUCUGCAAAGUACCUAAGUAUUUCAUUUAAUUUACGAAUGGAUUCAGCGGUUAACAAGGCAAAAGCGAGAGCUUGGGAAGAGGAGUUCCUGAAAAAAGCAGCAACUUUAGGCACAAUGUCUACAAGGAUAAACUAUGCCGCCUCCCAUUCGCUAGACGCAGAGUUGAACAAAAACACAAAUGGAGACAUCGUGUUCUUCUCUGUAACGUUCACGUUGAUGAUCACUUAUGCCACUUUUGUUGCUGGCGGGGAUGUUGUGUCAUCGAGGACGUUGGCAUCAUGGGCUGGCGUUAUGGCAGCUGGAUUUGGCAUCCUGUCAUCGUUUGGACUUGUCAGCCUUUGUGGUGUAAAGUUUGUCAAUAUCGUCGGUGUAACACCAUUUCUUAUCAUAGGUAUCGGUGUGGACGACAUGUUCCUGUUGAUGUCCAGCUGGGCGGAGACCUACCCUCAUCGAGACAAGACCGUGGCCAGUAGGAUGGGGAUGACCUUUGCCUCAGCUGGCAUCGGUAUCACCAUCACGUCCCUCACUGAUCUCCUGGCUUUCUUAACUGGCGUGUCUUCUGUGUUUCUCAGUGUGAGGAAUUUCUGUCUCUAUACAGGAGUGGCCGUCAUCUUCUGCUACCUGUACCAAUGCCUCUUCUUCUCCCCCUGCCUUGCCAUCCAUGGCCGUCGGGUUGACAGUAACAGACACUGCAUGACCUGCCUCAAAACUAAAUCCAGAAACCAACUCAGGAACGAUGAUGCCUCUACCUGUAGAGUGUUCUGCUGUGGAGGCUCACCGCCAACAGAGAGGGGACAGGAUGAACGAUUCUUUGAGACACUGCCACGAAAGUACCUGCCACAAAUGUUACUGUGUGUGGGGGGGAAGGUAAUUGUGAUUGUGCUAUUCUUGGCCUACCUUGGUGUGUCAAUAUGGGGAACAUUGAACUUCAAACAAGGUUUGAUUUUGAAGAAUCUGGUCUCAACAGAUUCAUACUAUCAUUCCUAUAGUGAGACAAAUGAUGCAUACUUCUCCAGUACUUUUCCUUUCCCCUUUGUGUUUGGCCCAACUACAAAUUACACAGACAAGGAUACUGUUGAUAAUAUCGAGUCUCUGAUCAAUAGUGCAAAAGCGGACCCUGGAGUAAAUGAAAAUUCGCUCGUUUGCUGGUUCGAUUCUUACAGAGAAACAACUGCUUAUGACAACAGCAGCACCACAGCUUUUGUAUCGGGAUUGAAAACAUUUCUCUCAAUGACCACAAACUUUGAUAAGGAUGUUGUCUUUGACUCAACCAGUACUAAUAUCAAAGCUUCCCGAUGUUAUCUUUUAUCAAUCAAUAUCAAAGGCUCUAAUGCUCAAGCUGAUGUCAUGGUUCGAAUGCGAGCUCUGGCUGACAACUCACCUCUCUCUGUCUACACCUUCCACCCAGCCUAUAUCUUCUUUGAGCAGUAUGUUGCUAUCCUUCCCAGUACACUACAAACUGUGGGCGUGGCACUAGUCGUCAUGACUGUGGUCACCUGCAUCUUCCUUCCUCAUCCUCUUCUGGUUUUCCUUGUCGUCCUUAACGUCGUUUCUAUCCUCGUUGGCAUCUUUGGGUUCCUUUAUAUCUGGGGACUGAGUCUCAGUUCAGUGACAAUGAUCCAUCUCAUCAUGUCUGUCGGCUUCUCGGUGGACUUCAGUGUGCAUGUGUGCUCUGCCUAUAUGAUUGGAAAAGGAAGAAACAGGAGUGAGAAAACAGAGUCUGCCAUUGUUCAUGCAGCUGGUCCCAUAUUAAACGGUGGAAUGUCAUCCUUACUGGGUAUUCUUGUGCUGGUGUUCUCAAAGUCCUACAUCUUCAACUCCUUCUUCAAGAUCAUGUUUACAGUGAUCAUGUUCGGCAUGCUGCAUGCCGUGUUUCUCCUUCCUGUGAUAUUGUCCAUCAUUGGUCCUUUAACCAAUACUUUCAUAAGUCCUGCAAGCUCACGCAGCAACAGCCGCCCGCCAUCACCUCCCAUAGACUACAUGUAACAAAGACCGCUGUUGUCAACAUUUCUCAACAUUUUUAGCUGUAAACCAAUGUGUACCCCAAUGUCCCAAUAUUCUUAUUCAUUUGCACAGAAUCGAAUAAUGUAAGUCUCUUUGUGUGCCCGUUCUGUUUAUCUAUGUAUCUCUAUCUGUCAAUGUACAUACACCAUGUUGCUACCAUGAAAUCAGUUCACUGAAUGGUCACAUGUCUAACAGCAAAAGUGUUCUUGUUCCUGGUUAUCUACCAGAGAUGGACAUUGUAAAAGGAUACCUGCCAAUAUGACAGAUACACACGCACUACAACAAAUUACGGAUGUGGUUUCUGUAUAAAAUAAAAUAAACUUAAUUGAUCACUUAAUGCCA
Messenger RNA from Haliotis rufescens (red abalone), 3060 nucleotides. Its product is annotated as patched domain-containing protein 3-like. Gene Ontology annotation, biological process: transmembrane transport. Lineage: Eukaryota; Metazoa; Mollusca; Gastropoda; Lepetellida; Haliotidae. Gene Ontology annotation, molecular function: transmembrane transporter activity. Gene Ontology annotation, cellular component: membrane. The transcript has 4 exons. The record is from RefSeq and is a predicted model, not a curated record. The coding region runs from base 121 to 2700 and encodes 859 amino acids.